CUGACAAACAAGCCAACAGGAAUCCUCGAGCAGCCGGCGCGACUAUCAGGUGUCGGAGGCAGCCGGGGCACUAUAAAUGAGGGCCGUCGAGACUGAGCCCGGGCAGAUCAAAACAAACCUCACGACAAGAGCUGCACUAGUAGCACCCAGCAGCCGCGGUACCUUUUCAGCGCAACGAAAGGAUCCUUCUUUCCUUUUCGAGUCGAGCUCUCAGGGAUACAGAUUAACACUUCGAGCCCAGAAUGGACAUCCGCACUGGCCACAUGGUGAGGUCCUCCAGCCCCAUGGAGAGCCUGGAGAAGCAGCUGAGCUGCCCCAUCUGCCUGGAAAUGUUCACCAAGCCGGUGGUCAUCCUCCCCUGCCAGCACAACCUCUGCCGGAGCUGCGCCAGCGACCUCUACGACUCCCGCAACCCUUAUCACUUCUCCGGCGGCAUCUUCCGCUGCCCCACCUGCCGCUUCGAGGUGGUGCUGGACCGCCACGGCGUCCACGGUCUCCAGAGGAACCUGCUGGUGGAGAACAUCAUUGACAUCUACAAGCAGCAGCAGGAGGGCGGCGGGGGGUCCACCGAGGCCCCGCUCAAGGCUAAGGACACCAAGGAGGCCAUGUGCCAGGAGCACGAAGAGGAGAGGAUCAACAUCUACUGCAUCACCUGCCAGGUGCCCACCUGCUCCCUCUGCAAGAUCUUCGGCUCCCACAAGGACUGCGAGGUGCAGCCCCUACAGAACGUCUACCAGAACCAGAAGGUGGAGCUCAGCAACUCCAUCGAGAUGCUGAUGGCCGGCAACAGCUGCCUACAGGUCCUGCUGACCCAGAUGGAGGACAGCUGCAAGACGGUCCAGGAGAACAGCCAGCGGCAGAAGCAGGUCCUUGGUGAGAAGUUUGACCUACUCUAUGCUAUCCUGGAAGAGAGGAAGGGCCAGCUCCUGGAGAAGAUCAGCCAGGAGCAGGACGAGAAGGUGCGCUUCCUGCGCUCCCUGGUGCUGCAGCACACCGAGCAGCUGCAGGCCAGCACCAAGCUGAUGGACGAGGCCGUCCAGACCAUGGAGAAGAGUGGCGUGGCCGAGUUCCUCCUGUCGGCCAAGCAGCUCAUCAGCCAGACCAAGGAAGCGGCCAAGAACUCCCUCCUGCAGAGGCCCGAGCCCGGGUUCGAAAAGAUGGACCACUUCACGGUGGACACAGAGGACAUCGAAGCCAUCCUGGGAAAAAUGGACUUUGGGACGGACUCGGAUUACGAAGACGCAGACGAUGAGGAGGAGGAAGAGGAAGAAUAGAUUAGCCUACAGUUUUAAAAUAUGAACUUUAGUUUCUUGAAAGAGAAGGAAAUUUGAUUGAAACUGGUUGAGUGAACUGUGGAGGAGGAAGUAUAUAUUAGGAGUUGACAAAUGUUCUGUGGAGAGGUAUAGUUUUCUUAAAUCCAGAAAUAGUUCACGGUGCUGUGAAGUCAUAACUUAUCUCCACCAUAAGUGCAAUGUUUUUUUUGUUUUUUUCUACACAUACAAAAUGUACCAUUUUGUAUAUACUUUUCUAUUUUAUACUUUUGUAUUGUAAUGUCAGUUUUAUACUGAAUUAUUUAUUGAUGUCUUCUAGAUUCAUGUCUACACUUGAAGCUUGUCACAAUAUCUCCCUAGUUUAAAGUCUGGUUUAGAGUGUUCAAUAGCAUUGGAAUUGUUAGUUUUUCAGCAAGCCUAGAAUGUCUUGCCUGUUGAAUUGCUGAAUACUUGAAUAUGGAAUGCACUUGACUGAUGGUCAUAAUGAUUUAAAUAAAGUUUAAAUAAAACAAGUAAUGCA
Anguilla anguilla (European eel) is the source of this 1791-nucleotide messenger RNA. It is a transcript of the gene trim63b, whose product is annotated as tripartite motif containing 63b. The transcript has a single exon. The coding region runs from base 243 to 1274 and encodes 343 amino acids. The record is from RefSeq and is a predicted model, not a curated record. NCBI's taxonomy places the organism in Eukaryota, Metazoa, Chordata, Actinopteri, Anguilliformes, Anguillidae. Gene Ontology annotation, molecular function: zinc ion binding.